AUGUCCCUCCGCAUCGUCCCUCACGCCGGCCACGCCCAGCAAACCGCCCUUGCACCCUCGGCCCCCUCGGCCCCCGGCGUCCACGACACCCUGCGCUCCAACCAAUCCCUCAACACACCCCACAACGCCUCGCCCGCCUUCUCAGCAGUCGCCUCCUCACACCCUCUGGAGUCUCGCCUUUCCAGCUGGCGCUCCACCCAAGAUGCACUUAAGAUGAACAUGCUGCGCCGCGAGUUUGGAGUCGCCGAGCCCAUUCGUCGCGCGAUGGAAGUCAAGAUUUGUCAGGAGGGCGAGUGGAGGCCUAGGGUCCUGGGCUUCAAGGGCGAGGGUGUGCAUGAGGAGGUGUUGAGUGGAAGGGACGCGAGCGUUGAUUGGGAGGAUGUGUUUAAUGGCAACGAGACUCAGAAUGCGCCCGACUUCCACUCGGAGAUGGAGAACAGACUCAAGAUGAACUGGUAG
Aureobasidium namibiae CBS 147.97 is the source of this 459-nucleotide messenger RNA. Its product is annotated as proteasome maturation factor UMP1. Gene Ontology annotation, biological process: proteasome assembly. NCBI's taxonomy places the organism in Eukaryota, Fungi, Ascomycota, Dothideomycetes, Dothideales, Saccotheciaceae. The record is from RefSeq and is a predicted model, not a curated record. Gene Ontology annotation, cellular component: cytoplasm; nucleus. The transcript is spliced from 3 exons. The coding region runs from base 1 to 459 and encodes 152 amino acids.